Puntigrus tetrazona (Sumatra barb) is the source of this 3471-nucleotide messenger RNA. RefSeq names its product alpha-1,6-mannosyl-glycoprotein 2-beta-N-acetylglucosaminyltransferase. Gene Ontology annotation, cellular component: Golgi stack; Golgi membrane. NCBI's taxonomy places the organism in Eukaryota, Metazoa, Chordata, Actinopteri, Cypriniformes, Cyprinidae. The transcript has a single exon. The record is from RefSeq and is a predicted model, not a curated record. Bases 327 to 1568 code for a protein of 413 amino acids. Gene Ontology annotation, molecular function: alpha-1,6-mannosylglycoprotein 2-beta-N-acetylglucosaminyltransferase activity. Gene Ontology annotation, biological process: oligosaccharide biosynthetic process; protein N-linked glycosylation.
CGUCAGCAGUAGAGACCUCCUCAUCCUCGCAGCACUUUCUCUUCCUGCUUCCAACUUUGCCGCACAUGACACUUUACCGGGGUGAGUAGCCCUCGCUUCGCAAACAACCGCGCUCGCGACGAAACGCCGUCGCUGCCGGCGCCAUCUCGACGAGUCGCGCGCUCAUUUCCGCGCUCUUUUAGGCGAGCGAACUCACUCAUGAACUUCUCGUGACAGAGCGACGUCCGCGUUUCACCUGAACGCUCGCCGUGAAAAUGCCCGGAUCGUGUCCACAGCCGACGGUUUGACCCGCAGCUCCCGGUUUCCGCGGUGCUUCGGCCGUGAAAAUGAGACUCCGGUUGUUGAAGAAGAACUUUAUCGCCUUCCUCGUCGUUCUAACCGUGUUUGUAGUGUUGUUUUACACCAUACGACGGGCUAAGAGCGAGACGAGCGCGGAGGAGGGCGAAAAGGAGAUCACUCAGACUGCUAUCAUGGUUAAGUUUGACUACGGGACCAUUGAGAACAUGAGGAAGUCCGUCUACGACAGCAACUACAGGCAGUUCGUUCAGAACCAGGACCGGUUCCCGUCGGAUCCCGAGGCGGUGGUGGUCGUGCAAGUCCACAACCGUCCGGCGUACCUCAAAAUGCUCAUACGCUCCUUGGAGAAAGUCACCGGGAUACAAAACACGCUUGUGGUGUUCAGUCACGACUACUUCUCGGAGGAAAUCUCAGACAUGGUCAAAGAAAUCGCCUUCUGCAGGGUCCUCCAGAUCUACUUCCCCUACAGCACCCAGCUGUAUCCCAACGAAUUCCCGGGACAGGACCCUCAAGAUUGUCCGAGGGACGUAUCGAAGGAGGACGCCGUGAAGAAGGGCUGCUUGAACGCAGAGCACCCGGAUUCGUACGGACACUACAGGGAAGCGUCCAUCACCCAAACCAAACACCACUGGUGGUGGAAGCUGCAUUUCGUGUUCGAGCGAGUGAGGGUUCUUCGCGGAUACAACGGGUUCGUCGUCUUCCUCGAGGAGGACAACUACCUUCUCCCGGACUUCCUCGCGUACUUCAAAUCCAUGACCGAGCUCAGGAGAGCCAAAUGCGGGGAUUGCGACAUCCUCGCCGCGGGCAACCACAACGGCUUAUCGGGCUUCCAAGAGCUUUCCAGCCAAACGGAGACGGCCGGGUGGCUCUCCACGAAGCACAACAUAGGAAUGGGCGUCUCCAGAGAGCUCUACUACAAACUGAUGGGAUGCAAUAACGCGUUCUGCACCUACGACGAUUAUAACUGGGACUGGACCCUGCAGAACUUGUCUGGAGCGUGCAUCUCCAAACCCCUCAAGGUUCUGGUGGCUCUCGGGAGUCGGGUUCUCCACACGGGAGACUGCGGCCUGCAUCAGAAGGAGGGCUGCCGGCCGGAAAAGGCCCUGGAGAGGGUGGACGAGGCGCUUAAGGAGGCGCAAGCGGCUCUUUUCCCGCCCGCUCUGACCUUGACGGACCACGGGCCGGUGCAGCAUCAGCCUCACGUGAAGAACGGAGGAUGGGGGGACGUCCGCGACCACACGCUGUGCAUCAACUACGCAGCUCGACUCUGAGCCGGACGCUUAAGUGCCAAUCAGAAUAUCAGGGUGAAAUGAAGCAGGUUUUUUUUUUUUUUUUUGCGUGCACCAAAAAAAACAGGAAAACGGUGCGCAGAAUGCGGGUCAAUCUCACCAAAACAAAAAAAACAGGUCGAGUUUUCGCAACAUAACCGAUAAACGAAAUAUUACUGCUUUUUUUUUUUUGAAACAAAGAAUAGAAAAUAUUUUUGUGUCGCGGAGAAAAUGCUUUUCCGCUCUUCUCGAAACAUUUCCGGUUCAAAUUGGUGUCGGUUGCCAUUUCUUAGCAAUUUUUCAGGAAAUAUGUACUAGAAACUCGUUUCGGUGUGCGCUUCAUAGUUUCUACGAAGGAAAUGGCUUUUCAAUUUUGCGAGCGGUCACGAAGACGUUAAUUUCGAACCUCGAAUAACAUUUUUUUGCAAUGCGUUUUAUAGUAGAAGUUUACUAUAUAUUUUUAAUGAGCGUGCAUUAAAGCCAGUACGCCGUUUAAAACAUUUAAAUAGCCUUUCUACUUAAAAACUGCACCUUUGAUUCGCUGUGCAGUUUCUUUGUAAUCGAACGUGAAAUUUUGAAAUCAGUUUAUGAGUGAAAACCGUUUCUACGCCAACCGGCUCUCGCCAUUACGAUAAUGAGAAUUUGUACUCGGAAGUGCGCUUAUUUGUGUUAAAAAUCUCACGGCACUAAACACGUGAAUUGUAUGCGCAAUAAUACAUGUAAAAAAAAGUCUUUUUAUUUGAUUUUGUGGAGAAAUGUGACGUCUCCUGAGAUUCCAGACACCAUCAGAUGUACAUCGUUGGAGUAUCGCUGACACUUGAUCCAAGGGAAACUGUUCAAGCUGCGAAAAUGCUCGUUUUUUUAAUAAUUUCAGCGCAAAUCAUAAACCCUCCAGCAAACCACAUCCAGAUGGGCUUUUGUUGUAAAUGACGAUAGUUUAAAUGUAGCAUUCCUUCAGUCUUACUGAUGUUUCUUCAAAAUGAACUGGGUUGUUUCAUGCUUUUUUUUUUAACAUAGGGACAUUUAUUUAGAUGUGAAUUUUUGUUGAAUGUGCCUUGUAACCGUUUGCGCUUUGCAUCCUUUCUAAUCCAGGUUUCUUUUUUUUUGCCCUGUAGCUGCUUUCUUGCCCAACGCGUACAUUUAUGCGAGAUAGCAAACACAAUCUGGCAUGGAUGUGCGUGGAAGACGGGAAUGACUGCACUGUGUUGUUUUCAUCAGUUAAACAGGUUCGGCUCCAGAUGUUCGUCCAUAAUCGCUGUGAAGCGCGUGCAAGGGUGCAUUGAUUUCCCAACGGAGUAGAAGUUUGGGCAUAGACGUUCCUGGGAUGGAAGACUUAUAUAAGUUGUGAAAUGUUAUCUUUACAGCCUUGACAUAAAGCCAAAGAAGCUCACCUUUGUGCUUGGUUUGGAGAACAUGGAUGAUGCAAAGGUGGGCCCCUCUUUUUUUUUUUCCAGCUGACCUUCCCUGCGUGUUUCCUCUCGGUUUCCUUUCUGUGAUUUCCGUUAUACCUUUGGGGAGGAAAAGCUGACAUGCUCGCAAGAGUUGCCAAAUGUUUUUGCGAAAUGGAUCUGAAAUGCAUUCUUCUUUUGUGUUCUGUGUGUGUGUGUGUGUGUGUGUGUGUGUGUGCUUGUUUUCUUUUGUACGGGUAAGAGAACGACACGGAUAUGUUUGUUUUUCCCAAAACAAAUCUCGUUAGCUCUAAAAGCCAUAUUCGUUCUUUUAAGCUUUCAGCCAAAGACGCAUUGAUCAUGUCGGCGUGUUCAGGAGUGUGUAUACCGAGUCACAUCUGUGUAAUUCUGUUUUCUCUGAUCUCACGAAUAAGGGGUACUGCUUGUGGUGAUUUUCUGUUUUUGGGCGUUUGUCGUUUUAAAACUGAGUUUGUAUAUAAUAUAUUGCGUGAAAAAUA